Acipenser ruthenus (sterlet) is the source of this 2830-nucleotide messenger RNA. Its product is annotated as zinc finger protein 883-like. Gene Ontology annotation, molecular function: DNA-binding transcription activator activity, RNA polymerase II-specific; RNA polymerase II cis-regulatory region sequence-specific DNA binding. The coding region runs from base 178 to 1938 and encodes 586 amino acids. Gene Ontology annotation, cellular component: nucleus. NCBI's taxonomy places the organism in Eukaryota, Metazoa, Chordata, Actinopteri, Acipenseriformes, Acipenseridae. Gene Ontology annotation, biological process: regulation of transcription by RNA polymerase II. The record is from RefSeq and is a predicted model, not a curated record. The transcript is spliced from 4 exons.
CGUGCACAGUCAGUUGCCUGCAUGUUAAUUUCCAAUGUGCAAACGAGUGCCAGAGCUACCGUCCUAGGAAUACAUCUGAAAUUUCUAUAUGCUGUAUCUUCACUGUCCUGCAUUGCUAUUAUAUUUUAUUAAUAGCUACCGAGCAGAACCCCAUUUGAUACCGUGGACAGUGUAAAGAUGGAAUCAGUCCCGAUUAAAGAGGAGCUCCCUAAACUGGAAGUGGUCCCCAUUAGACUGGAGAUCUCUGGACUGUCUUCCCUCCCCAUUAAACAGGAGCUCUGUGAGAUGCCAUCUGACAGCAUCAAGUCGGAGGUGUCUGGGAUUAAAGCUGAGUGCAAUGAAUUGGAGAUCUCCCAGACAGAAGAACCCCUUCCUGUGAAUGAAGAGGUGCUGGAAAUGCUACCAAGCAGAACCAUGUUUGAUACCGUGGACAAUGUGAAGAUGGAAUCUGUCCCGAUUAAAGAGGAGCUCCCUAAACUUGAACUGGUCCCUAUUAGACUGGAGUUCACUGGACUGGCUUCCCUCCCCAUUAAACAGGAGCUCUGUGAGACGCCCUGUGACAGCAUCAAGCCAGUGGUGUCUGGAAUUAAAGCUGAGCGCAACGAACUGGAGAUCUCCCAGACAGAAGAACCAGUUCCUAUGAAAGAAGAGGUGCUGGAAAUGGUGCGUAUUAAACUGGAGCCCCUGAAAGAGGAGGUACUGUUGAAACCAGGGAAGGAAGAAUCUGAAGAUUUGAAAGCAGCCCCCACUGAGCUGGGUCCGGUACACCUGCGGGAGUGUAGCGUGGUGCUGGAGAGAAUCUGUGUGAGAAAGCAAGGCUCUGGAGAGGAAGGCUCUCUCAACAGCAUGCAAGGAGGUGGACAGGGAGACGGGCACUCACAUUCAGAAUGCAGUCUAGCAGGUUCCAGUCCAGCAGUUAAAGCAAGGACGGGUGCCACCCAGUUAAGGAAUUUAAAAAUACUGAAAGGAGAGAAAUUUAAAAAUACCAGAGGAGAGAAACCGUAUCACUGCUCUGACUGUAGUAAGAGUUUCACUCAGUCAGCAAAUCUUGUAAUACACCAGAGAGUUCACACAGGAGAGCGGCCGUAUCGCUGCUCUAACUGUGGAAAGAGUUUCAAGUCAUCAGGACACCGUACAACACACCAGCGAAUUCACACAGGAGAGAAACCGCAUUGCUGCUCUGACUGUGGAAAGAGUUUUAGUCAGUCAGGAGACCUUGUGAUACACCAGCGAAUUCACACGGGAAAUAAACCCUAUCGCUGCUCUGACUGUGGAAAGAGUUUCAAGUCAUCAGGACACCGUACAGCACACCAGCGAAUUCACACAGGAGAGAAACCGCAUUGCUGCUCUGACUGUGGGAAACGUUUCAGGAACUCAGGAAACCUUUCAAAACACCAGCUAAUUCACACAGGAGAUAAACCUUAUCGCUGUUCUCACUGUGGGAAGAGUUUCAGACAUUCAGGAAAUUUUGAAUCACAUAAGCGAACUCACAAAGGAGAGAAACCAUAUCACUGUUCUGACUGUGGGAAGAGUUUCAGUCGGUCAGAACACCUAUUAAUACAUCGGCGAAUACACACUGGAGAGAAACCGUAUCACUGUUCUGACUGUGGGAAGAGUUUCAGUCGGUCAGGACAACUUGUAACACACCAGCGAAUUCACACAGGAGAGAAACCAUAUUACUGCUCUGACUGUGGGAAGUGUUUCAGGGAUUCAGCAGACCUUGUAAAACACCAGAGAAUUCACACAGGAGUAAAGCCAUAUCACUGCUCCGACUGUGGUAGUAGUUUCAGUCAGUCAGGACAACUUGGAAAACAUCAGCGGGUUCACACAGGAGAGAAACCCUAUCAUUGCUCUGAUUGUGGGAAGAGUUUCAGUCAGUCAAGAUCCCUUGUUACACACCAGCAAAUUCACACAGGAGAGAAAAAAAUGAAAAUGUAAAUAAUGUUCCUGCAUAAAAAUAACUUAUCCAUUUUGCUCAGCUUCCUGACAUUUCAGCACCGCAGUGCGCUGCUGAAUAAUGUGGGUGCCCAAGCCGAGGAGACAGUCAGACAUGCUCCCAGAAAAUUCUUAAAUUUUACAAAUACUAAUAUCCAUGUUUUAGAAAUAGAUUGCUUACAGUGAAGUGUUUUUUAAAUAUAAUUUGUAUUCAUUUUCAAAAUAAUAAAUAACAUAUAUAUAUGUAUGUGUGUGUAAUAUAUAUAUAUAUAUAUAUAUAUAUGUAGGAUUAAGUGGUUAAUGAUAAUGGAUGGAUAUAUUAAUGUAUGCAAUUAUUUAUAGAACAUACAAUCUACAAUCAGUCUUACGAUAUUAGAGCCAUGUUGAUCAUUUGUGUUGACAAUUGAUACACUUGAUCACGAGCUAGCAGGUAGUGCUUACUUUCUUAUUGUAAUAGAAACGAGAUCAUUUCUGAUUGGAUCAGAAUCUUGAGUGCUCGUGUUUUUAUAUAUAUAUAGAGCUAUUAAAAAAUGAUAUGUCGAAACUGUACAGUAAAAUGCGCAAUGUAAAUUUAGGACACUGUAAAUGCUCUUAUUGGAAGUCCAGGAAAGCUGAAUUGAGCUUCAUCUAUUGCUAUGAGCUACUGCUGUAUCAUAGAGCAGUUCUCCUGGUAAACCCUUUGAAGGAGAAAACAAACUGCUAUUGUUAAUUAUUUAGCAUAGAAUGGCACAAGGCAGCUGUAAUAGAGUAAAUGUGAGUGUGCUUUAAGAUUGUGUGUUGCUACUAGCCCUUUCCAGUGCAAAUUCAAAGUGUAAAACCAAAUAACACAACAAGCAGGGCACAAGCUAAGCGAUGAGCUGUAUUUGAUUAGGGAAAUAAAAGCUGUUUACUUUGA